AUGUGGGAUAACACAUCCCUUAAUAGACCCCUUCAAGAUGGUGGCUCAUUUGAGCAAAUAAAUCUUGAAAUCCAUGAGGACUUGAUCGAAAAAGAAAGCAUAACCCAUAUGAAGCUUUUCCAAUUGGCCAUUCUUCUGCGAAUAAGAGAAGAAGGGUUGUUUCGUGUACUUAUUGUUAUUAUUGGAGUAAUGCUAUUUAGCUUCAUUGAGCCAUUUGAUAUUGGGAACCCUAAUGGACAAUACAAGGCCCCAUAUGCUAUAAUUUACAGAAACUUGGCAAUUCUUGGAGUGCAAGGAUUUUCUGCUUUGCCAAAGCAUUGUUUGCAACUCUGUUGUGGGUUCUUCGCAUUUGCCGUCGGUAUUAAUGUGGUUAAAGAUUUUACUCCCAAAAGAAUUGGAAAAUGGAUGCCACUUCCUACAGCAAUGGCAGUACCAUUCCUAAUCGGAGGGUAUUUUGCUAUUGAUAUGUGUGUAGGGACUCUGAUUGUGUUUUUGUGGUAUAAAAUUAACUCCAAGAAGGCAGAGUUAAUGGUUCCUGCUGUGGCUUCUGGUUUAAUAUGUGGGGAUGGUCUCUGGAUACUGCCUUCAUCUGUUCUUGCCUUGGCCAAAAUAUAUCCCCCAAUUUGUAUGACAUUCUUGCCUGCCUAG
Messenger RNA from Olea europaea var. sylvestris, 648 nucleotides. RefSeq names its product metal-nicotianamine transporter YSL1-like. The coding region runs from base 1 to 648 and encodes 215 amino acids. Gene Ontology annotation, molecular function: oligopeptide transmembrane transporter activity; iron-nicotianamine transmembrane transporter activity. Gene Ontology annotation, biological process: response to iron ion; seed development. The record is from RefSeq and is a predicted model, not a curated record. Gene Ontology annotation, cellular component: plasma membrane. The transcript has 4 exons. Lineage: Eukaryota; Viridiplantae; Streptophyta; Magnoliopsida; Lamiales; Oleaceae.